Messenger RNA from Penicillium bovifimosum, 507 nucleotides. RefSeq lists its product as uncharacterized. Bases 1 to 507 code for a protein of 168 amino acids. The record is from RefSeq and is a predicted model, not a curated record. The transcript has a single exon. Lineage: Eukaryota; Fungi; Ascomycota; Eurotiomycetes; Eurotiales; Aspergillaceae.
AUGGCAACCCAAGGCCCCCAAGCCCUGCCCCCGGUCACAAUUCAAAACACACAAACAAUCAGCCAAUCCGCCGCGCAAGAAUUCCUAGCCGCCUAUCUGGACCGCGCCGCAACAGACCCAUCACUGCAACCCAACGCCAGCAUCAGCGAGCAUGGCCCCGUCUCGCGCACAACCGCCGCAGCACCGAACCUGAUACUGCACAACCUGAAGCGCGUGCAAGCAGGUCUUGCCGGCGAGGUCCUCGGCCGCGACUUGACUGUCGCGAAGCAGAAUCCUGGAGAGGAGUACCUGGAUGUUGCUGCCGGAAUUGUGCCGAGCAACAAUCAGGAGCAGCUGGAGGAUGGCGAUGAUCUCGUUAUGAAUGAUGCGGAGUUUGAGACUGAGGCGGAGGCGUUUGCGGAGCAGGAGGCUGGGCUUGAUAAGGAGGAGCGUAAGCGGAAGAAGAAGGAGAGGAGGUUGGCGGAGAAGAAGGAGAAGGCGAGGGCGAAGGCUGAGGAGUCUGAUUGA